AUGCUGCACGGCAACUCGAUCAAGCUCUUGGCCGGAAACAGCCAUCCGGAGCUGGCAGCUGCCGUGUCUGAGCGGCUCGGCGCGCCCUUGACGCCUUGUACGGUCACAAAGUUCUCCAAUGGCGAGACGAACGUCAAGAUCUCAGAGUCGGUCCGCGAUGAAGACGUUUUUAUCAUACAAACGUCCUCUGGCGACGUCAACGACCAUCUCAUGGAGCUUCUUAUCCUCGUUUCCGCCUGCAAGGGCGCCUCAGCACGCCGGAUUACGGCUGUAGUGCCCUGCUACCCAUACGCACGCAUGGACAAGAAGGACAAGAGCCGGGCGCCCAUCACCGCCAAGCUCGUGGCCAACAUGCUCGUUGUAGCCGGAUGCGACCAUGUCAUCACGAUGGACUUGCACGCCAACCAAAUACAAGGCUUUUUCGACAUUCCCGUGGACAACUUGUAUUCAGAACCGCUCAUGCUUCAGUACAUCAGGCGCAACAUCGUGGGGUGGGAGAACGGCAUCAUUGUCAGUCCUGAUGCUGGCGGUGCAAAACGAGUAACCGCGAUCGCGGACAAACUUGGUCUUGAGUUUGCGCUCUUCCAUAGGAAACGUGAUGGCAAAAAGCCGGCGGAAGAAGUGCUGGAGCUUCUCGUCGGUGAUGUCAAGGGGAAGGUCGCUAUCAUCGUGGACGACAUGAUCGAUUCGGGCAAUACUCUUACCAUGGCUGCACGUUCAUUGAAAGAGAAUGGGGCCAGCGCCGUCCAUGCCUUGAUCUCGCACGGCCUAUUCUCCGAAGCACGCAUGCACAUUUUACAGGACCUGCCUCUAGACAGCCUUGUUGUCACGAACACCGUACCACAAAAACAUCACCACGGCGAGUUAUCGAAGCUCGUCACGCUCGACAUCACCACUACCAUCGCGGAAAGUAUCCGACGCACGCACAACGGCGAGUCAAUCAGCCUACUAUUCGGGGAGUGGGCCGAAGGACUUGGCGUCAACUCGUUCUAA
This is a messenger RNA of Peniophora sp. CBMAI 1063, 993 nucleotides long. The record is from the annotation of a GenBank genome assembly. Lineage: Eukaryota; Fungi; Basidiomycota; Agaricomycetes; Russulales; Peniophoraceae.